Coprinopsis cinerea okayama7#130 is the source of this 2367-nucleotide messenger RNA. RefSeq lists its product as hypothetical. The record is from RefSeq and is a predicted model, not a curated record. Bases 1 to 2367 code for a protein of 788 amino acids. Lineage: Eukaryota; Fungi; Basidiomycota; Agaricomycetes; Agaricales; Psathyrellaceae. The transcript has 4 exons.
AUGGCACUCCCACCCACCAAUCGCUACUCGACAGUCGCCGAAUGGGCCAAGCGCGCUCGGGCCUGGGUUCACGUCAAUGAAGAGAAGUUCAUGAGGUUCUGCCUCUCUGGAUUCAGCACCGAGUUUGCCGACGGCUACGGAGUAACGCUCGAUGGGACCACCCUGUCCCGGUCUGAUUCUCCCCUCUCUCUUUCUCGCCACUACACCACAAUUAUCGGUUCCAGCCCCGAGAUCGAGUUAGUGUCGGGAAACCUGACCAUCGCUCCGCUCGGCGAGUACCACCACGAACCCAUGAAGGACUUAUUUCUGUUUUUCGACAUAAAAUUACCCUCGGGGAGAGUUGUAACGAAGCCCUUGGUACACCUGGCUACGCACCCGAUUGGCACUUGGGGCCCUGGCACGCGACUUCAUAUCGGAUUUUCUGGCUUCGCUACGGUUAUCGGGGACGAAUCCAACAUCGGCGCGGACAAGUACGAAGAACUCUACCGACUCGGGAUCCACCCAGCUCUAGGUAUUGAGCACGCCACCGCAGACGACUCACCUAUCACCAUCCCUCACGACAACAUUUCCACCUUUACCGACCAGCUUCGCGCGUCACUUGAAGAUCACGGCGUUCAUUGGGCUGGGGACAUUUUCUUUGUCCACGAGGUCGUAGACAUGUCGCGGUCGACGCAGCACGAUGCUCGCGACAGGGCUACCUCCCGAGACUGGCUGAACCUCGCGUUUAGUCACUACGAGCUCUCUCUCGCAGCUGCUCUUAGCGGGGAGCAUGGUACUUGGUACGUCGGGGUCGGAAUGGACAUUGCUUCGUCGAGUGGGAAGUGCUUUCUGUGGAAUUCCAAGAAACAUUCCGACCUCCUUUACCACCUCGCCAAGGUGGACAUCAUCCAGUCCCACACGAUCACGACCACCAACAAAGCCAGCUACUCUCGCCACACCUCCUUCCAUCUCUCCCAAGCAGCUGGCUGCGAAGUCCGCCUCAGCGACACUAUGAUGGGCCAGACAGGCCUUCGGUAUUGGUCUCUCUCCCACACGCACGCUGUCGCCAGCCCAGAAUCCAUUACCCCCACCGACGUUUUCACUGGCCGCGCGAUUCAGGUCCUUGAACGUGCCUUCGAAUCCUACCGAGCUGCUGCGUACACCGAAGGAGUCGGUCUUCGUGUUGAAGGGGUGGUAGCAAUUGGGAAGGCAGUGGAUUUCCUCAUUGACGUGCCCUACAUUGCCUUGGACACUGCGAUUUUCGUCCUAGAAAGGGAGGAGCUAUGGCCUAUGCUAGCGUACCGCAUGCUUGCCAUGAGGAUGGCUGCGGAGCUGCAGAUUACCAGAAGCCCCUACAACCGACUUCAGGCGCCGUCUCUCCUUCUGGCAGCUGGGAUCGCCUUUCUUGCCAACACCAUCGACACCACGGCGGCGAUCAGUUUUCCGAGGAUGGGCGACGCUCGCUACUUCCUUCCCACUUCCCAAUCGAACACCCCUGGCCUGGGUGGCCCCGUCUUUGAUCGAAUCGGGCAAGGCGACAAUGCACCUCGAUCUGUGUACAAUGUCCUCUACCUUCGACAAUUCCUCGAUGGGUCUCCAGAAUUCGUCGAGUCGCCGAUGAUGAUCUGCGACCGCAUUCUUGAAGCUGUCAUGGGAGCCUCCCUUGACCAGCUAGCCAUUGCUGCGAGGACAGAGACUGCCGCCGUUCAGCAAGUUCGUUCGUGCAGAACCUUCCGCCUCCCCCCCCAGUCCACCAAACCAUGGUACCAACACCACGAACACGCUUACGCCACCGACAGGCUCGACAUCGUCAUUCCACCGAUGCACCUCACUCAACACCACUUCACGCACGGCCUGACGCCGUGGUGCGAGGAAGUGUGGGUUCAGUAUCUCAACGACAUCAUCUCUGGUAUCCCCUCGAAGGUCCCUUCGCGUCGCAACAACCACAGCUCCGACUCGUUCUGCGCCUUAACCCCCGCCCAGCUCGCCAACGCUGACAUGGGUAUCUUCCAGAACCUGCGCCUAUCGGACAUCUUCACGGAAGUUCAGUGGAUUGUGGUUCGCGAUGAAGAGGAACUCAUGGUGGUGUUCGACAGCCACUUCCCAGACAGGGACUGGGAAAGCGAAGACCCAGCGUUUGCUUCUCGGAGGUACUACGACGAUUGGGUGGCACUCACCUACCGUCUUUCGAGGGCGGAGGUGGUGGAGACGAAGAAGGCCCUAUUCCGCUUGUUCAGGAUGCUGUGCUGGAUUCCUUGGGGUGACGGUGGUGUUUGGGAGACCCGGCCAGAUCGCCGAUUUACCCGGUUCGGUGGGGCAGACCUGCGACUCCCGGCACCGAAGAUUCUCAUUCUUCGAGGGGAGCCGGUGUGGGAGCCAGCUGCGUGA